Messenger RNA from Cyprinodon tularosa, 2284 nucleotides. Its product is annotated as lutropin-choriogonadotropic hormone receptor-like. Gene Ontology annotation, molecular function: luteinizing hormone receptor activity; follicle-stimulating hormone receptor activity. The record is from RefSeq and is a predicted model, not a curated record. Gene Ontology annotation, biological process: follicle-stimulating hormone signaling pathway; male gonad development. Lineage: Eukaryota; Metazoa; Chordata; Actinopteri; Cyprinodontiformes; Cyprinodontidae. The transcript is spliced from 11 exons. Gene Ontology annotation, cellular component: membrane. Bases 86 to 2113 code for a protein of 675 amino acids.
UCUGCACCUCUGGACUAAGUCCCCACAAACAGGACCCAAGGAUCACCAAGAAACCCCCAAACUGAGCUCUGGCUCGGUGUCACACAUGGCUCCCCGGGCGGUUUGGCUCCUGGUCGCGCUGUCCACCGUCCUGAAGCUGCGCUCCUGCUGGGCUUAUACCUGUCCAGCCAUCUGCCGCUGCAGCGCAGACACGUUUCAGUGCAGCAGACACACUCAGCUGGCCUCCGGGACCGCAGCAACAUCUGUGCUGCGACUAAGGCUCACCCGGCUGCCCCUGAAACACGUUCCUACUCAUGCCUUCAAGGAACUGAUCAACAUAACCAUAAUAGAGAUCUCCCAGAGUGACUGCAUCGCAAAGAUUCAGAAGCAUGCCUUCUUCUCUCUCCAUAGUCUGGCGCAGAUCUCAGUGCAGAAUAUCAACAGUCUGAGAGUCAUUGAAAGCGGUGCCUUCACUGACCUGCCUAGGCUGGAAUAUUUGAGCAUCUCAAACACAGGCCUAACACACUUCCCAGACUUGACAACCAUAUCCACCCUUGCAUCAAAUAUCAUCCUAGAAAUGGCAGACAACAUGAGGAUCGACAUCAUUCCUGCCAAUUCCUUCCAGGGACUUACAAAGGAGUCUGUUGACAUGAACCUGGUUAGAAAUGGCUUCAAGGAAAUUAAAUCCCAUGCCUUUAACGGAACCAAGCUCAACACUCUAAUAUUGAGAGACAACAGGAACCUCCAUCAUAUUCAUGAAGAUGCUUUUGAAGGAACCACAGGUCCAAGUUAUCUGGAUGUUUCAUCCACAGUUCUUUGCUCCCUUCCAAGCAAAGGUUUAGGUCAAGUGCGAUCUCUAAAAGCCACCUCUGCUUUUGCUCUCAAGAGCCUUCCACCAUUAGAAGGUUUCGCCGAGCUGCUGGAGGCCAAGCUCACUUACCCGAGCCACUGCUGUGCCUUCCACACAUGGAAAAGGAAACAAAGGGAGCCCACUGAUGAUGGUAUGAAUCUUGACAACGACUUAAACUUUCAAUACCAAGACCUUGAAUUUGUUUGCCACAGCAGCCCAUUUGUAAAGUGCUCACCAAAGCCGGAUGCUUUUAACCCCUGUGAGGACCUGCUGGGUUUUCCCUUCCUGCGCUGUCUUACCUGGCUAAUUACAGUCUUUGCUGUGGCCGGGAACCUCGCUGUCUUGGUCAUUCUGCUUAUAAGCCACCACAAGCUGACCAUCUCAAGAUUUCUCAUGUGUAACCUGGCCUUUGCAGACCUGUGCAUGGGGCUUUAUCUGAUGCUAAUUGCUUUCAUGGACUUCAACUCCCGUCAUGAGUACUACAAUCACGCUACCAGCUGGCAGACGGGGCCUGGAUGCAGCACAGCUGGGUUUUUGACCGUGUUUGCCAGCGAGCUGUCAGUGUACACUCUGACCAUCAUCAGCCUUGAACGCUGGCACACCAUUACGAACGCCAUGCACAUCAACAAGAGAUUGCGGCUGCAUCAUGUGGCAGCCAUGAUGGUGGCAGGCUGGGGCUUCUCUCUCCUCAUUGCUUUGCUUCCUCUGGUUGGAGUAAGCAGUUACAGCAAAGUGAGCAUCUGCCUACCAAUGGACAUUGACACCAUUGGCUCUCAGAUUUAUGUGAUGGUUGUGCUUAUCCUCAAUGUGGUGGCGUUCCUGGUUGUCUGCUUCUGCUAUAUAUGCAUAUAUCUCAGUGUCCACAAACCGGAGCAUUCUACUCGACACGGCGACACAAAGAUUGCCAAGCGCAUGGCAGUGCUAAUUUUCACGGAUUUCCUGUGCAUGGCACCAAUUUCCUUCUUUGCCAUCUCAGCCGCCCUGCGUAUGCCCCUCAUAACUGUGUCCCACUCGAAAAUCCUGCUAAUCCUUUUUUAUCCCAUCAACUCCCUGUGCAACCCUUUCUUGUACACCAUCUUCACACGCGCCUUCAGAAAGGACGUGUGCCGGCUGCUGAGCCGCUGUGGCUGCUGCGAUGCCAACUUCAAUUUCUACAGAUCACAGACUCUGGCAUCACAGCACACCUGCACUAACAAAGUGACCAACAGAAAACCUCACUCACUGAGCUUUUAUGCUCAUCACAUUAAGAUGAAGGGCUGCUUCUUAAGCAAGGGAGCGACAUGAUGGUCAGCGUGCAGAUUAGAAACUCAGAGGCAACAUCUGCUUGCUUACUUUGCAGCAUUUCAUUUUUAAGGUGGACUGUUAGCCGGUGUUAUGCACUGCAAACGAGUAUAAAUCUCAUCCGGUUUAUUUUGAAAACUGAGGAUUUUUUUUUCUCCAUUUAAACCGAGGGAC